GGGGAAAAAAAAAACUGCCUACCACGAUAGGGGCUCCGGAUGAGGGUCCAUACCGUUGCCUGCUUCAUUUACAGCGAGCUGGAUGUCAAAUCACAAUUUUCCCUGUGACAUUCCAAAGCCUGCAUCGGUUGAUGAGUUCGUCAAGCAUGGCAAGAAGAAGAAGUCGUUCAUGUCGAGCAUCUUUCGCAAGAAAGGGAGGGGCAGCACGGGGAGCUCGGACAAGAAGCUACUCUCGCGGAGAGAUAUCGUCUUCGAUUUGGAGGAGAAAUGCGAUGAUAGGACGGAGCUCAUGGAUGCUUCCCCUGCCGUCCGCAAGAGCUUUUCAGAUCGGCAUUGCACCACAAAAAUUGAAAGCUUGACUCUGAGCUGCCUGGAUUCACCCAACAGGCAGAAUUUCGAUACGCGGGAAUACCGGGUGUUCGUAGGCACAUGGAAUGUAGCUGGGAAGCCUCCUAACAGCAAUAUUAACCUGGAAGAUUUUCUACAGAUAGAAGGACUACCUGAUAUAUACGUCUUGGGGUUUCAGGAGAUCGUUCCUCUGAACGCAGGCAACGUGCUGGUCAUCGAGGACAACGAGCCGGCGGCGAAGUGGCUGGGCCUCAUAUACCAAGCUCUGAACAAGCCCCAGGACCAGUCCUCCGGCGACGAGCUGUCGCCGCCGGAGACCUCCGACAGCCGGCAGGGCGGCGGCUGCCGCGACACCAUACCCAAGUCAUCGAGUGGCGGCAUGCUCUUCUUCCAGAAGCCGUCGCUCAAGAUGCUCAGCAAGAACUACCGCGUGGACAGCGCGCUGGUGAAGACGUGCACCUGCCUGACCGAUCCGUCCACCAUGCAGCGGCGGGCGCGGGAGAUGCGGGAGUUCAUCUACCGCGUCGAGGCAUCGCCGCCACCGUCGUUGGCGUCGGCCGCGGCGGCGGCCGAUGAAGACGGACCGCCAGACGCCGGCGAACUGGCGCGAAGCAGCGUGAACUACUGCCUGAUCGCGAGCAAGCAGAUGGUGGGCAUCUUCAUGUCGGUGUGGGUGCGGCGGGAGCUCGUGCAGUACAUCGGCCACCUCAGGGUGGACUCCGUCGGCAGAGGCAUCAUGGGGCGCCUCGGCAACAAGGGUUGCAUCGCGAUGAGCAUGACGCUGCACCAGACCAGCGUCUGCUUCAUCUGCAGCCACCUGGCCUCCGGCGAGAAGGAAGGCGACGAGCUGAGGAGGAACUCCGACGUCGCGGAGAUCAUCAAGAGCACCCAGUUCCCGCGCAUCUGCAAGGUGCCUGGCCAGCGGAUCCCCGAGAAGAUCCUUGACCACGACCGGGUCAUAUGGCUAGGAGACCUGAAUUACCGAGUCGCGCUAAGCUACGACGAGACGAAGACGUUGAUGGCGGAGAAUGACUGGGAUACCUUACUUGAGAAAGACCAGCUGAUGAUCGAGAGACAAGCAGGGAGAGUAUUCAAAGGGUGGAAAGAAGGCAAGAUCUACUUCGCACCGACCUACAAAUACACGCAGAAUUCUGACGCGUACGCAGGGGAGACAGCCAAAUCGAAGAAGAAACGGAGAACGCCUGCAUGGUGUGACCGGAUACUGUGGCACGGCCAGGGAAUCGAGCAGCUGCAGUACAUUAGAGGGGAGUCCAGGUUCUCCGAUCACAGGCCUGUUUGCAGUGUGUUUGUGAUCGAAGCUGAUGUAGAUAAUGGAAGCAGGAUCAGAAAGGGCUACUCAACUCUGGAUUCUAGGAUCCAUUGCGAGUCUGCGAUGCCGCAGAGACACAGCUUCUACGAUGAUUAUUGACUUGUGAUAGUGGUUUUGUCUAUACUACUAGAAAUAUUUCUUUGUAGUGAGAGGGCUGCAUUUUUUCAAGCCUAGAACUUGUCUUACACUAACUGGAGUAAAUGGAGGCUUCUGACCAAAAUACCUGUGAAAAAUGGGAUUUCUGACCUGAUAACUACCUGUGCAAA
Oryza brachyantha (malo sina) is the source of this 1944-nucleotide messenger RNA. Its product is annotated as type I inositol polyphosphate 5-phosphatase 5-like. Lineage: Eukaryota; Viridiplantae; Streptophyta; Magnoliopsida; Poales; Poaceae. The coding region runs from base 83 to 1777 and encodes 564 amino acids. Gene Ontology annotation, biological process: phosphatidylinositol dephosphorylation. The transcript has 10 exons. Gene Ontology annotation, molecular function: phosphatidylinositol-3,4,5-trisphosphate 5-phosphatase activity; phosphatidylinositol-4,5-bisphosphate 5-phosphatase activity; inositol-polyphosphate 5-phosphatase activity. The record is from RefSeq and is a predicted model, not a curated record.